CUCGAGUGGCAUGCCUCCUCAUUAUUACAAAGGGGCUGCUGGAGUAUUGUUGAAACUCACAUCCCUGGAUACGACUGGCAAGUUGAUUGACAGAUAACGUGGUAUGCAGGACCCUUCUUGGCUGAUAGACCAUGGCGCACAACGUGUUCGUGUCGAUCAACCACGCUUUUCCACGAGUUCUGCCACGAGAAGGGAUUUCAAGGGAGGGAGGCCAUGGAGCGCCGGAAAGGCCAGGGUUGGCUCGGCUGAGGGGAAUGAUCUUCAGGUACUAGCUUGGGCGAGGGUGGUAGCACGGAGCCGGGGAGGCGGAAGAGCGAGGACAUCGUUCGGUAGACACCAGGGCUUGGGUGGAGGAUCGCUCGAGUACGCCAGCCAAUUCUCGAAACGAGGUGUAGAACUGUGCGAAUGGCAUUCAGCCGAUGACCUAUCAGGCCAAGAAGGAGGCUUGAUGUUGACAGGGGCGCCGGCGAGUUAAGACGGUGUGGAAGACACGAUGGCGAUGGCGACGGAGGGAGACGCGGUCGAUCCCAUGGUAGGGAAACUGCAGCCGGGGGAGUGCGAAAUUGGAGCCGUCUGACAGAAAAGAAUAUCUGGGUCAGGUGUGGCUUGACGCGCCGAGGGCGCCUGACAGAUCCGAGACUGUUCACGUGACCGUCGACUAGAGGACUUGGUCAAUAAAUGCCCCGACACACGUCAUCAUAACACAUGGACACCGGUUCAGAAAUUCGACUGAUACAGCAGUAGAUUCUCGCAUCUCACAGCC
Molecule: messenger RNA, 763 nt
Organism: Cladophialophora immunda
Lineage: Eukaryota; Fungi; Ascomycota; Eurotiomycetes; Chaetothyriales; Herpotrichiellaceae
Exons: 2
Coding region: 104-475 (123 amino acids)
Source: RefSeq, a predicted model, not a curated record